Messenger RNA from Seriola aureovittata, 2448 nucleotides. Its product is annotated as V-set domain-containing T-cell activation inhibitor 1-like. Gene Ontology annotation, cellular component: external side of plasma membrane. Gene Ontology annotation, biological process: cell surface receptor signaling pathway; immune response; cellular response to lipopolysaccharide. NCBI's taxonomy places the organism in Eukaryota, Metazoa, Chordata, Actinopteri, Carangiformes, Carangidae. The record is from RefSeq and is a predicted model, not a curated record. The transcript has 7 exons. The coding region runs from base 302 to 1384 and encodes 360 amino acids.
CAGAGGAGGCUGAUCCUGACUGAGGGGAACACAAAUUGGUGAAUUCGCAAUAAUAAGUAGAUGAUGUCCGACUUGACCGCAGUCAAAGCUCCUGUAUGUUUCUCUGCUGACUCUGCUGCCGUUUGUUGAUACUCUGCUCCUGAAGUCACGUCACCCUCAUGUAAACAGUCAAAUGAGGUCACUUGUUUUUCUUGGUUUGUGUUUUUUUUAAUACUUCCUCUUCUUAUUUCGCGCCUCCUCCAAAUCUUUCCAUUGCUCUUCUCUCAAACAUGGUUGCCGUGAGUUUAACUGGUAAAACAAGAUGAUGAGGAUCGUGAUUGUUAUUCUGCUUCAGACUUUCUUAUGGACUGUGAUCACAGGAGACUCUGAGGUGUCCUGUGUUUCCAUGGAGAGCUGCAUCUUACCGUGCAGCUUCCAGGACGACACUGUUGUGGUCAUCCACUGGAUUCAGGUGUCAGCAGGACACAGUCCUGUCCACUCCUUCUACCACAACAAAGACCAGCUCGUUCACCAGGACCAGCGCUUCAGAAACAGGACGUCACUGUUCAAGGACCAGAUCUCAGGAGGAAACGCCUCCCUCCAGCUGACAGGGCUGCAGGUUCAGGACCAGGGGAGAUACAAGUGCUACACCAGCACCACCAAAGGAAACAAUGAUUCCUACAUCAACCUGAAAGUGGACGCUCCAGUUGGCAAAGUCGACCUCCAGCAGGUGGGAAACAGGAUCACCUGCAGCUCAGAGAGGAUCUACCCUCAACCUGAGCUCACCUGGUCCACCAGCCCUCCAUCCACUGUGACCUUCAAGAACCAAGCUGAAGUCCAGGAGACUGAGCAGCUGCUCUACAACAUCAGAAGUUCUCUGACAGUUUCAGACAGCGACUCUGAUCUGAGCUACAGCUGCAGCAUCAGCACUCGCAGAAACAAGAGGAGAGCCACUUUGUUUCAAACAACUUCUGUCAGUCAGUCCAGCUCUGCAACAACGAUCCACUGCACUUCCUCAAACACCUCCCUCACAGGCUUCAGUCUCACCUGGAGAUUCAACCACAGUCAGAUCAUCCUGACCCAGACCAGAGCUGACGUCUCCUCCUCAGUCUCAGAGGGGUGGAGCCAGCAGGUGAAGGGUGUGUCAGAGUCAGGCAGCCUCAUGCUACAGAACUUAUCUCCACAUCAUGAGGGAACAUACACCUGUGAACUGAGUGAUGCUGAGGAGACACUGAUAACCAACACCUUUCUGAGGAUACAGAGUCCAGAUCAGGCUUUACUCAUUCAUAGAGUCAUUAUAGGCGUGUUGGCUGCAGCUGUUUUGGUCUUAGCAGCAGUUGUUCUUGUCCAGCACUAUAAAAACAAAAGAGGUGAACAGAGAAACUGGAACAAAGUCAAACAAUGAUCAAACACCAACGGAAACAAAUCUCAAACAGAUCAGUGAGUCAAUGUUUCUUCAGAGAGGUGAAAUCCUGACGCACAAACCUCCGUCUCAGUCAAGUGAUGACUUUGGUCGUCCAUUUAAAAUAUGAACUAACGAGAGAAUCUUGCUUCUCUCAGCCUCAAAGUCUUUUAGCUGCUGUUUUUUGUUGCUGCAAACUGUCACUGAGGAGAAGCUUCGUCUGGACUCUCGGCACUAAAGCCCAGAUCAGUGAGAGCUGCAGUGAUGGUCGUCCUUCUGUCAUUUGAAAAUGUAUUUACCACCACCGCCUACUUUUUCUUUAUUUACUUGAUAACUGCACUGUUUACAUCUGAGUAUAUAUUCACAUGUAUAUACGUGGAUAUGUAUAUAACUUUAUUUAUUUAUAUAUUUUUGCUUUUCUUUAUUUUAUUAUCAAUUUAUUCAAUUACUUCUAUUAAUAAUUACAUUGUAUUUUAUCAUGUUAAUAUUGUGAUUGACAUUUUUGCCUUUUCUUUUAAUUCUUUGAUAUUUUAUUUCCAUUGAAUGAUUGUAAUUGUGCAUUUGCAACACAUUGAAAAUAUCAUGCCCAUAAAGCCUGUUCACCUGAACUGAAAGUCCAGCUGAAUGAAACCAUCAGACUUUAAUACUGUGUGUAAUUAAGACACAGCAGAAAUAUAUUUAGAAAUACUGAUUUAGGUCGUCAGUUAAUCUCGUCUGUUACAUCAUGUUGUAACACAAAUGUUUACUUUUAUUUUAUGGUAUUUUCCUCUAUUGUUUUUAUUUUAUGUGUGAAUGAAAUCUCAGAGCACUGACAGAUGAUCCCUGUUUUCAGUGAGUGUCCAGCAGAGGGCGCUGUCACCUCAUCAGCCAGUAAACACUGGACUGACUGUUUCCUCCACUGUCUCUAACCUGCGUCUUAGUCGACACAGAUGUUGAUGUUUUCACACUUCAAGCUCAAGAUAUUUGAAAUACACUGUACAUAUGUAUAUAUAUAUAUAUAUAUAUAUAUAUAUAUAUAUAUAUAUAUAUAUACACACACAUUGUUCAUGUAAAUAAAGUUUGGUAUU